AGCCGCCGCCGCCGCCGCCGCCGCCGCCGCGUCCUCAGCCUUGCGCUCCGCCCGCUGCCUCUGCCGCCUCAGCCCGGCCCCGGAGCACUGAGCCGGGGAUACCGGCCCCUCCGCCUGCCCGCCCUUCGGCCGCAGCCAGCAUGGGGGGCUGCUGAGAGCGAGCUCCUCUCCCCUCUGGCACCUCCCCCGGCCACUGGCCACUGGACUCUGGCCAGCGAGCUUCGGCCACCUCUGGCUGGCAGUCCGGCGCCUGGCACGGCCCUCGGCUCUGCUCCUCCGGCUCUGAGCAUCGUGUCCCCGCCCCCCCCGCCCGCGCCUGGGACACCUGGGUCCCCCGGCGGCCCCUAGGAGAGGGGCGGGGGGGGGCAUGAAGCCACUGGAGAAAUUUUUGAAGAAGCAGACGUCGCAGCUGGCGGGGCGAGCGGUGGCAGGAGGUCCCGGCGGGGGUCCGGGUUGCUGCGGAGGGCCUGGAGGGGGUGGCGGCCCUGGCGGGGGCGGCGGUCCGACCGGGGGACCGCGGCCGCUGCAGCGGCGUCAGAGCGUGUCUCGCCUGCUGCUCCCAGCUUUCCUCCGAGAGCCCUCAGCCGAGUCCGGGCUGGAGCCGCCGGCUGAGGAGGAAGGGGGAGAGCCCUUAGGGGUCUCGGAGGAGCCGGGCAGCGGGGGGCCGUGUUGGCUGCAGCUAGAGGAGGUGCCCGAGCCCGGGCCGCUGGGGUGCGGGGUACCCCUGCGCUCCCCUUCCUCGUACUCCUCAGAUGAGCUAUCCCCGGGCGAGCCCCUGGCUUCACCUCCCUGGGCCCCCCUGGGCGCCCCCGAGCGGCCAGAGCAUCUUCUGAACCGGGUUCUGGAGCGCCUGGCUGGAGGGACUACCAGGGACAGCGGCGCCUCAGAUAUUCUGCUUGAUGACAUUGUCCUCACCCAUUCCCUCUUCCUGCCAACAGAGAAGUUUCUACAAGAGUUACACCAGUACUUUGUUCAGUCAAGGGAUGUGGAGGGUCCAGAGGGGCUGGGCCGGAAGCAAGCCUGUCUAGCUCUACUCCUCCAUUUCUUGGAUACCUACCAAGGACUGUUACAAGAGGAAGAAGGGGCCGGCCACAUUAUCAAGGAACUGUAUCUGCUGAUUAUGAAGGAUGAGUCCCUUUACCAAGACCUCCGAGAGGACACUCUGAGGCUGCACCAGCUGGUGGAGACAGUGGAGCUAAAGAUUCCAGAGGAGAGCCAGCCGCCCAGCAAGCAGGUUAAGCCGCUCUUCCGCCACUUCCGCCGGAUAGAUUCCUGUCUGCAGACCCGGGUGGCUUUCCGGGGCUCUGAUGAGAUCUUCUGCCGGGUCUACAUGCCUGACCACUCUUACGUGACCAUACGCAGCCGCCUCUCAGCCUCAGUGCAGGACAUCCUGGGCUCUGUGACAGAGAAGCUGCAGUACUCGGAAGAGCCCACAGAGCGUGAGGAUGCCCUCAUCCUGGUAGCUGUUGCCUCCUCUGGAGAGAAGGUCCUCCUCCAGCCAACAGAAGACUGUGUUUUCACCACCCUGGGCAUCAACAGCCACCUGUUUGCCUGUACCCGGGACAGCUAUGAGACUCUAGUACCCCUUCCUGAGGAGAUCCAGGUCUCCCCUGGAGACACAGAGAUCCACCGGGUGGAACCUGAAGAUGUUGCUAACCAUCUUACUGCCUUCCACUGGGAGCUGUUCCGAUGUGUGCACGAGCUGGAGUUCGUGGACUACGUGUUCCACGGGGAGCGUGGUCGCCGGGAGACAGCCAACUUGGAGCUGCUGCUGCAACGCUGCAGCGAGGUCACUCACUGGGUGGCCACCGAGGUGCUGCUCUGUGAGGCCCCCGGCAAGCGGGUCCAGCUGCUCAAGAAGUUCAUCAAGAUCGCCGCCAUCUGCAAGCAGAACCAGGAUCUCCUGUCCUUCUACGCUGUGGUUAUGGGACUGGAUAAUGCUGCCGUCAGCCGCCUGCGGCUCACCUGGGAGAAACUGCCAGGGAAAUUCAAGAACCUCUUCCGCAAAUUUGAGAACUUGACGGACCCCUGCCGGAACCAUAAAAGCUACAGAGAAAUCAUCUCCAAAAUGAAGCCCCCUGUGAUUCCUUUCGUGCCCCUGAUCCUCAAAGACCUGACCUUCCUGCAUGAGGGGAGUAAGACCCUCGUGGACGGUUUGGUGAACAUCGAGAAGUUGCAUUCCGUGGCUGAGAAAGUGAGGACAAUCCGAAAAUACCGGAGCCGGCCCCUCUGCCUGGACAUGGAGGCCUCCCCGCAUCACCUGCAGACCAAGGCCUAUGUGCGCCAGUUCCAGGUCAUCGACAACCAGAAUCUCCUCUUUGAGCUCUCCUACAAGUUGGAGGCUAACAGUCAGUGAGAGUUUAGGGGCCCAGCUGCCCCCACCUAGGUCCUCGGCACCUGGCACUCAAGCACUUUGCACGAUGCCCUCAACCACCCACGUCGGCCAUCUUUCCCCUGGAGCCUCUUCCUAUCCUACAAGGAGGAGUUGGGUUGACCUACCAGAAUGCAUAAGCGUGUCUGUCCGUCCUGCUGAGGCUCUCUUACCAUGCUCCUCCACACUCUUGGUUUCUGACCUCUCCCGGUGAGGUCUGUUCCAGAGAUGGAGUUUCCAGACCCAAGCAGGAAGGAAGCACCCGCUCCCGGAUUGCAGCUGUGGUACCGGGAGGCGCUGGAAGCCUUCUUCCUGCCACCUGUUACUUCCCCCUCAUCGGGGCUGAGAUCCCUGGAUAUACACCCCCAAGACAGUGUGUGUGUGUGUGUGUGUGUGUGUGUGUGUGUGUGUGUGUGUGUGUGUGAGAGAGAGAGAGAGAGAGAGAGAGAGAGAGAGAGAGAGAGAGAGAGAGAGAGAGAGAGAUUUACAUGUCCCCUCUUAGGGAGCAAGAGUGCAUCUGAUAAGGUAGGGAGAGUAUCACAAGUGGGUUUUGUUGUUGUUGUUGUUUGGUUGUUUUUGGUUUAUUUUGCUUUUGUUUUUUGAGGAUCCCUUCUGUUUGGUGCUACCCUUGUCGACUCUGUCUCCCUCCUUCCCUCCCUCCCUCCCUCCCUGCCCAACUCCACCUGCUGUCCUACAUGUGAAAACUGUGGGCCAACCUGUUCCUGAAGGCAGGCAAUAUCAGAAGGCAAGAGAGUUAGUACCCAUUAGCCCCUGUAAAUCCCACACCCAAGUUUCCCCAAGAUCUCUGGGUAUAUGGCAGUGAGAGGCAUAAAGAUGCUCAGGGAAACACAGGCUUAUGCUGCCUCCAGGACCCUGCUUCUCUGCCCGGCAGUGGGUAGAAGGCAGUGGUAUCGGGAGUUAGGGGCACCUGUUCCCCAUACCUCUCUGCUUUGGGGGGUGUCUCACUGCUAAGGGGGGAGUUGUCAUCCUUCUUCUGGCUCUGUGUCUGCCGCCAACCACAUAGUCUGGCCAUCUUCACCCCCACCCUGCCCUUUGUCUUUCUAUAGACUCAGGGUGGACCCAGUACCUAGGGCAGCUAGCGCCUCCCUGAGUGGGGAGAAAAGGCAGCAGCGGUUAUAAAGAAGCAGCUGGGCUCCGGCAAGGCUUUUAUUACCUCUCCGGCACCCUUCCCUCUCCCAUCACGGGCUCCAGGGCAGAGGGGUUGCAGGGGCUCUUGGCAGCUACUGGGUGGGGCUUCCUGGCACAGCCUCACCCUCCUUCCUGGCCCUUCUGAAGAGGUAACGGUGGCCAUGGCAGCAGUGAAAUCAGCUGCAGCUCCUGCUCUGGGAGUGGAUAUAUUUUUUACCCAAAGCUCUGGAAUUGUACAUUUAUUUUUUAAAACCCAAAGAGGGAAAGAACCUUGUAUCAUAUGUAAACAUUGUAUUAUAGGUUAUGUUGUACAGUCCCUUUUAUACAGCAGUUCCUGUCAAAAUAUCCACAGAUAUGCCAUACCACUCCCCCUAGCUCCUAGUGGUGAUGGUGACCAUGCCACCUCCCAGCCCAUAAUGGUGAUGGUAACCAUACCUCCCCAUACUCUGCUUCUCCCACGCAGCUGCUGGCUGCUCCCCCUGCAGCCCAGGCUUCCUGCCCCGCUUCAAUAACCCCUCAUCAGUCUUCUCUAGUUCCCUAGCCUCCAAGAACACUGCCUCCCCCACCCCUUGGCUGCUGCUUGCCUCUGGUUGUGAUGCUUGUCCCCACUGCUUCUCAGGGGCCCCGAACCUCCCAACCCUGUAGCUUUAAUGGAGUGAACCCUGUGUAUUGUACAAGCCCAGUUGUCACUGAAGAAACCGCUGGAUAGAGAAAAUACACUCAAGUCUAUGAAUGAA
Molecule: messenger RNA, 4257 nt
Organism: Peromyscus californicus insignis
Lineage: Eukaryota; Metazoa; Chordata; Mammalia; Rodentia; Cricetidae
Gene: Rapgefl1
Product: Rap guanine nucleotide exchange factor like 1
Exons: 15
Coding region: 368-2356 (662 amino acids)
Biological process (GO): positive regulation of GTPase activity; Ras protein signal transduction
Cellular component (GO): plasma membrane
Molecular function (GO): guanyl-nucleotide exchange factor activity
Source: RefSeq, a predicted model, not a curated record